Messenger RNA from Meriones unguiculatus (Mongolian gerbil), 1582 nucleotides. RefSeq names its product Spi-C transcription factor (gene Spic). Gene Ontology annotation, biological process: regulation of transcription by RNA polymerase II; cell differentiation. The record is from RefSeq and is a predicted model, not a curated record. Bases 152 to 907 code for a protein of 251 amino acids. Gene Ontology annotation, cellular component: nucleus. Lineage: Eukaryota; Metazoa; Chordata; Mammalia; Rodentia; Muridae. The transcript is spliced from 6 exons. Gene Ontology annotation, molecular function: sequence-specific DNA binding; DNA-binding transcription factor activity, RNA polymerase II-specific.
CUCUGCCAGGGUGUUCUUGAUAGCGUCUUUCAGCAACUGCAGUACUGUAUCGUAUCUGUCUUCCUGAACGUUGAACCCAGAGCACCUUAUGCAAGUGAUUUACCACUGAGUUUCUCCCUCAACCCAAGACACUUCAGUCAAUUCAUGAACAAUGAACUCCUGCAUCUCACCAUUAGUGCCACAAGCUUGCCUUGAACAGGACAGGCUAGGUCAGGCCUUUGAAGAUGCCUUUGAAGUGCUGACACAGCAUUCUGUAGGAGAACUUCAGUAUUCCCCAGAACAUAAAAAUUACAUGGCCUUCAUUAACCAUUAUCCUCACAUCAGAGGCAACCCCAGCUACUGUGGGAUGGUCCCCACAGAGGAACCCCUGUACGACUGCAGAAGCGUCACUAAUGGCUCUGUGGACUGGUAUUUGGAAGGGAGUUUUCAUCAGCCUCUGCAGAACAUAACUGAAAGCCAACUGGUACAAGCCUCCCUCUUCCAGCAAAAGGGAGGAAAAGUCAGGAGGAAGCUUCGGCUGUUUGAAUACCUUUUCGAAUCCCUGUGCAAUUCGGAGAUGGUGUCUUGUAUUCAGUGGGUCGACAGAACCAGGGGCGUCUUUCAGUUUAUAUCAAAAAACAAAGAAAUGCUUGCUGAGCUUUGGGGGAAGAGAAAAGGCAACCGUAAACCCAUGACUUACCAGAAGAUGGCCAGAGCCCUGAGGAAUUACGCCAGAACUGGCGAGAUCACAAAGAUCCGGAGAAAGCUGACCUACCAGUUCAGCGAGGCUGUUCUCCGUAGACUAGCUCCGCCUCACUUCCUGGGGAAAGACCUCUUCUGCUCACAGUACGGCCAGCCUGAUCAGGAAUAUCUCCGCCUAAACCACUGGAAUGCAAACUACUAUGCUCACGCCAGUUACCAGAGCUGAUCCAUCCUAGCUUCUAACUGUACCCUCUCAGCCCUCGCCUUGCUAGCACCAGAAAACUCAGGCUUCAGAAUUUUUCCAAAGCAUGUAACUUGUUCUUCAUAUUCACAGAUUUUACACCCAUGAGGCAAAAAACAUCUAGGGGGCAACUCUGCAGAACGUGUUUGGACUUUUCACCUUGUCCUGACAAUUUUUUAGGAAGUGUUUAUACUAUAUCGGUGUUAAAAGGAGCUGAAAGCUGUUUCAGAGGGGUUCGUAUAGUUUGCCUGCAGAUGCUUUGCUAGUGUCCAUGGACUGGGCAGCCAUCCUUCUGAGAAAUGCUGCGGUCCACUGGGUAAUUUUACUAAUAAACAAUUGAAUUUUAAGACUGAACGCCUCUUGCUAUGGGAACACCUUUCCUCUACGACAUGUCAUUGUGGAUGGUUUUAUAGGGUGAUUUUGCUUGCUUGGAGACCAUCUUCCUUAAUAACCUAGACUGUCCUUGAUUGAGUUAAUGGAAUAGUAGGUAUGUGCCACCAUGCCAGGCUACGCAUUGAUUUAAAAGCACUUUCUUGUCAUGUGCACUAGUGUGAUACAGAGCUUGUACCAAAAGCCACAUGUUUUACCAUAGUAGAUGUUUUUUAUAGUCUAAUCCACAAUUUUAUAAAUAAUAUUAAAAGUAUGCUGCAAUUCAACAAA